GCGGCAGGAAGCAGACCAGAGCCUUGGUGGUUGCAACUCCAGCCAUGGUUUCUGUCUUGCUCUCCUUGAGUCUCUCCCGUCUGGGCCUGUGGGCUGCUGGAUUGAUCUUGAUCUUAGGCUUCCUCAAGCUCAUCCGUCUGCUGCUGAGGAGGCAGAUGCUGGCCAGGGCUAUGGACAGUUUCCCAGGGCCCCCCACCCACUGGCUCUUCGGGCAUGCCCAUGAGAUACAGCAGACGGGGAGCCUGGACAAGGUGGUAUCCUGGGCCCACCAGUUCCCUUACGCCCACCCACUCUGGCUUGGACAGUUCCUUGGCUUCCUGAACAUCUAUGAGCCCGACUAUGCCAAAGCUGUGUACAGCCGAGGGGAUCCUAAGGCUCCAGAUGUGUAUGACUUUUUCCUCCAGUGGAUUGGGAAAGGCCUACUGGUGCUCCAGGGACCCAAGUGGUAUCAGCACCGCAAGCUGCUCACACCUGGCUUCCACUAUGAUGUGCUGAAACCCUACGUGGCUGUGUUUGCCGACUCCACGCACACUAUGCUGGACAAGUGGGAGGAAAAGGCUCGUGAGGAUAAGAGCUUUGACAUCUUCUCUGAUGUGGGCCACAUGGCACUGAUCUCACUCAUGAAGUGCACCUUUGGCAAAGGAGACAGCGGUCUGGGCCACAGGGACAGUAGCUACUACUCGGCUGUCAGCGACCUCACUCUGCUGAUGCAGCAGCGCAUUGAGUCCUUCCAGUACCAUAACGACUUCAUCUACUGGCUCACCCCGCAUGGCCGCCGCUUCCUGCGGGCCUGCCAGACGGCCCACGACCACACAGACCAGGUCAUCAGGGAACGAAAGGCAGCCCUGAAGGAUGAGAAGGAGCAGAAGAAAAUCCAGAGCCGGAGACACCUGGACUUCCUGGACAUUCUUCUGGGGGCUCGGGAUGAAAAUGGGAUCAAGUUGUCAGACGCAGAUCUCCGGGCUGAGGUGGACACAUUCAUGUUUGAAGGCCAUGACACCACCACCAGUGGCAUCUCCUGGUUUCUCUACUGCAUGGCCCUGUACCCCGAGCACCAGCAUCGUUGUCGUGAGGAGGUCUGCGAGAUCCUUGGGAACCGGGACUCCUUGCAGUGGGAUGAUCUGGGGAAAAUGACCUACUUGACCAUGUGCAUCAAGGAAAGCUUCCGCCUCUACCCACCCGUGCCCCAGGUGUACCGCCAGCUCAGCAAGCCUGUCAACUUUGUGGAUGGCCGCUCCCUACCUGAAGGCAGCCUGAUCUCUCUGCACAUCUAUGCCCUCCAUAGGAACAGCGCUGUGUGGCCUGACCCUGAGGUCUUUGACCCACUGCGCUUUUCCCCUGAGAAUGUGGCCACACGCCACCCCUUCGCCUUCAUGCCCUUCUCUGCUGGGCCCAGGAACUGCAUUGGGCAGCAGUUUGCCAUGAAUGAGAUGAAGGUGGUCACGGCCCUCUGCUUGCUCCGCUUUGAGUUCGCCCUGGACCCCUUGCGGCCCCCCAUCAAGAUGCCCCAGCUGAUCCUGCGCUCCAAGAAUGGUAUCCACCUCCGACUGAAGUCGCUGCGCCCAGGCUCUGGGUAGUAGCUUUGCUGAGAAGAGGGUCCCAGACAGCCCAGACACUGCCCUCUCCAGGCUGGAUUGUAGAGUAGUUGCGGCUCCCUGUCUUUGAGAGGCUUGUAAUUUACAUGGGGAGAAGGCACCCACAUAAACAAUCACCUGGAGGGCAGUGCCAUGCAAACAUGUGUGUCUGGAAAUGCUUAGUAUGCAUGUACUCUAGAGCUCAACCAUUCAUUCAACAAACAUAUGGUGAGCACCUCUUUGCUGCUAGAAUCUUCCUUUAUCUCCCAUAAUUGGCAGUCUUUCUAGAAUGUAGCAGAAACUUACAGGCCAGCCGUGUAACACAAUGAACACAAUGGAAGCUGGGUCUCUUUGGCUUUAUGAUUAUGAUCAGGCCCUCAUUCACUCCACAUGAAAGAAGGAUGGCUUUGGGGGCUUGGCCCUUCAUUGAGAUGUAUUGCUCUUCUUAACUGUCUGUGCAUGUGUGUAAUAUAACAGACAUGUGGUAAAAUUGCAUAAACAAAAAA
Messenger RNA from Mustela erminea (ermine), 2080 nucleotides. Its product is annotated as cytochrome P450 4B1. Gene Ontology annotation, molecular function: heme binding; iron ion binding; monooxygenase activity. Lineage: Eukaryota; Metazoa; Chordata; Mammalia; Carnivora; Mustelidae. Bases 45 to 1577 code for a protein of 510 amino acids. The record is from RefSeq and is a predicted model, not a curated record. The transcript is spliced from 12 exons.